GUGGACUACUACAUCGGCGAGGACGUCUACUACCUCUACUACUACAUCUUCCGCAUCAUCUUCGUGCACAUUUGCCCCUGUUCGGCGCUGGUCCUUCUCAACGUCCUCCUCUUUCGGGCUCUCUCUCGAACUGCCGCCACCCGGGAGCGACUCUUUGCGGGGGCCCUAGCGGCGGCGGCGGCGGCGAGGGCGGGGGCCACUACCGGGGGCACUACCAGCAACACCCACGACGGCAAUGCCACCAGCUUCUACUCGGCCUUUGGCGUCACCAGCCACAGCAAAGCCUCGCCGCCGUACAGUAACUGCCUGAUGACGCCGAUGACGAUGAGAAACUCCGUCACCACCACAAACUCCACCGUGGUCACCGCCAAUGGACAGAGCAAAACGGGAGCCACCGUCUCCAUCAGCGCCUCCAAACGUGACGCCAACUCCACCACCAUCAUGCUCAUAGUGAUCGUCUCGAUGUUCCUCCUGCUCGAAAUUCCCCUCACCAUCACCACCAUCCUCCACGUCGUGCAGAACGUCACCUCGGUGAGCCUGGUGGACUACAACACGCUGAACACCAUCAUACUGAUCACCAACUUCUUCAUCAUUCUCUCCUACCCGAUCAACUUCGCCAUCUACUGCGGCAUGUCCCGUCAGUUUCGCACCACCUUCUCGGAGCUCUUUCUCCACGACGGCCGCAGCACCGGCGUCUGUCGGUG
Messenger RNA from Rhagoletis zephyria (snowberry fruit fly), 704 nucleotides. NCBI's taxonomy places the organism in Eukaryota, Metazoa, Arthropoda, Insecta, Diptera, Tephritidae. The record is from RefSeq and is a predicted model, not a curated record.